This is a messenger RNA of Macadamia integrifolia, 4676 nucleotides long. Its product is annotated as putative callose synthase 6. Gene Ontology annotation, biological process: (1->3)-beta-D-glucan biosynthetic process. Gene Ontology annotation, cellular component: plasma membrane; 1,3-beta-D-glucan synthase complex. Gene Ontology annotation, molecular function: 1,3-beta-D-glucan synthase activity. Lineage: Eukaryota; Viridiplantae; Streptophyta; Magnoliopsida; Proteales; Proteaceae. The coding region runs from base 459 to 4661 and encodes 1400 amino acids. The record is from RefSeq and is a predicted model, not a curated record. The transcript is spliced from 36 exons.
CUGAAAAAGCAGAGUGUUGAAUUUUAAAAAACAAAAGAAGAGCAGAAAAGCUUUGGUUAGUUCUUCGGAAGCAGUGAGAGCUAUUCUUUUCUGUUAUGGACUAUUAGCACUGAGAAGUAAAGCAAAAGGGAAAGCUCGGGUCUCGUCAGUAUGCCAUCCACCAUUCACAAACAAAAUCAAAGGCCAAAGCUCAAAAAGCUCAAAAGCAGGGGAUCUCUAAUUCCUUUCUUUCUCUCGGAGACACCGAAAGACGCUUACCCCACUUGAGCAAAAAGGAAUAAUCUCUGAUACUUUUCUGCACAGAAAAAAAUGGUCAUUCCUCCAUUAAACCCUCCAUUGCCUAUUAUAGAGCAACAUCUAUUCUCUGUUUCACUGCUGAAACAAAACCCAGAUAGGCAACACAGCGAAACCCAUCGAUCGUUGUUGUUCUUGUUGCUUCCAGAGUUACUCUGCCAGAAAUGGCAAGUACGAGUGGCACUAAGAGUGAUGGUCUGUCCAAAUCCCUUUCCAAGAAGAUGACAAGAAUGCGGACAGGGGCACCAGUCGAUGGUCCUGAAGAAGAAGGCAUUGACAGUGAAAAACUCGUUCCAUCGUCACUAACCGAGAUCGUUCCAAUUCUUCGUGUUGCCAAUGAAAUUGAGCACGAGAACCCCAGGGUCGCUUACCUCUGUCGCUUCCAUGCAUUUGAGAAGGCUCAUAAAAUGGAUCCGUUGUCAAAUGGUCGUGGCGUUCGUCAAUUCAAAACAUAUCUUCUGCAUAGACUAGAAAAGGAGGAAAGGGAAACAAAACCUCAGCUUGCAGGAAAUGAUCCUAAGGAAAUACAGAAGUUCUACUAUAUGUUCUAUGAAGGAAAAGUUAGGGACGGCCAUUACAAGAGAAAACCGGAGGAUAUGGCCAAGAUCUAUCAGAUUGCUUCGGUGUUAUAUGAUGUUGUGAAAGCUGUGGUGCCUUCUGAGAAAAUUGAUCCACAGAUAAACAAAUGGGCUGGAGAAGUUGAUAUGAAAAAGGAGCAGUAUGUACACUAUAACAUUCUUCCGUUGUAUGCCACUGGAGUUAAGCCAGCAAUAAUGGAACUUGCUGAGAUCAAAGCAGCGAUUAAGGCUCUGCAUAAGGUGGAUAACCUUCCAAAGCCCAGAGUUCAAUCGACACCUAAUGAGCCUGAUGACAGGGAUAUAGCCAUCCAUGAUUUGCUUGAUUGGCUUUGGCUAGCUUUCGGGUUUCAGAAAGGAAAUUUAGCAAAUCAGAGGGAACACUUAAUAUUGUUACUGGCAAAUGCUGAUAUAAAGAAUAAGCAACUAGAGGAUUAUGGCCAGCUGGAUAAUGGCACUGUAGAGAAUUUGAUGAAGAGAAUCUUAAAAAAUUAUUACUCAUGGUGUAACUACUUGCAUAUUGAACAAAAUGUCAAGAUCCCGCGUAAUGCUGCUGACAGUCAACAGUUACAGCUACUUUACAUUGGAUUGUAUCUUCUCAUUUGGGGUGAAGCUUCAAAUAUUCGAUUCAUGCCAGAAUGUAUUUGCUACAUCUUCCAUAAUAUGGCUAAAGAGCUUGAUGGGAUCCUGCACGGCAAUGUGUAUUCAGUUAGUGGAGGUACAUUUCGACCAGCACACCAGGGUGAGGAGGCAUUUCUGCGUGAAGUUGUGACACCCAUCUACCUGGUCUUGCGCAAGGAAGCCAAGAGAAACCAAGGAGGCACUGUAAGCCACUCAAAGUGGAGAAAUUAUGAUGAUCUAAAUGAAUAUUUUUGGUCAGAUAAUUGUUUUAAGUUGGGGUGGCCAAUGAACCGUAAAGCAGACUUUUUUGUGCAUUCUGAUGAGACACAACCUAGAAAUGAGCAACCCAACACUGUCACUGCUGGAAGGAGAAAGCCUAAGACAAAUUUUGUUGAGGUCCGUACCUUUUGGCAUCUUUAUAGAAGUUUUGACCGAUUGUGGGUAUUCUUCAUUUUGGCUUUCCAGGCUAUGGUAAUAGUUGCAUGGAGCGCUAGAGGGUCACUCUCAUCUUUCUUUGAUGCGGAUGUGUUCAGAAAUGUUAUGAGCAUUUUUAUAACUUAUUCUUUACUUAAUUUCUUGCAAGCUAUGCUGGAUAUAAUUCUUAGUUGUAGAGCUUGGGGAAGCUUGAAACCUACCCAAAUUGUUCGGUACCUCCUGAAAUUUGCAGUUGCAGCUGUAUGGGUAGUAGUCCUUCCCAUAGGCUAUUUCAGCUCUGUGCAGAAUCCAACAGGACUAGUAAGAUUUUUCAGUGGUUGGAUCAAUAAUUGGCAAAGCCAGUCAUUCUUUAACUUCGCCAUUGUAAUUUUUAUGAUGCCCAAUAUAUUGGCUGCAAUAAUAUUCAUUCUUCCGCCUUUACGGAGAUCAAUGGAGCGUUCAAAUUCACACAUUAUUGUCCUUAUUAUGUGGUGGGCACAGCCAAAACUGUAUGUUGGAAGGGGCCUGCAUGAGGGCUUCUUGUCUCUUCUCAAAUACACUCUCUUUUGGAUCCUUCUGCUAAUCUGCAAGUUAGCAUUCAGCUACUAUGUUGAGAUAUUACCUUUAAUUGGACCUACGAAAGUGAUCAUGGGGUUGAAAGUUGGUACUUAUGUGUGGCAUGAAUUUUUUCCUAAUGUAAAGUACAAUAUUGGUGUUGUUAUUUCUAUAUGGGCACCAAUUGUUCUGGUGUAUUUCAUGGAUGCACAGAUAUGGUAUGCUAUUUUCUCUACCAUAUUUGGUGGUAUCAGUGGAGCCUUCAGCCACCUGGGUGAGAUUCGGACUCUUGGGAUGUUGCGCUCCAGGUUUGAUUCUGUGCCAGCAGCUUUCACUAAACGUCUUGUGCCACCAAAUGAGGAUUUCGAAAGUAACCCCAUGGAUGAGUCAUUGCAAAGAAAGAACAUAGCUAAGUUCUCCCAAGUGUGGAAUGAGUUCAUCAUUUGUCUGCGCAAGGAGGACUUACUCAGUAAUAGGGAGAAGGACCUGCUUCUUGUACCAUAUUCUUCAAGUAUUGUAUCUGUUGUCCAGUGGCCACCGUUUCUCCUAGCCAGUAAAAUACCUAUAGCAUUGGACAUGGCAAAAGAUUUCAAGGGGAAGUCGGACACUGAUUUAUUUAAAAAGAUUAAAAGUGAUGAGUACAUGCUCUCUGCGGUGGUUGAAUGCUAUGAAACACUCAGAGAUAUACUGUAUGGAAUUUUGGAUGACGAGGAGGAUAUAAUGUUUGUCAAUCACAUAUGUCUUGAACUGGAUGCUAGCAUACAUCAGCAUAGAUUCUUGAAUGAAUUCAAGAUGAGUGAACUUCCUAAUCUCAGCUCUAAGUUGGAGAGACUUCUAAAUCUUUUGAAAGCUGAUUAUGAAGAUGUUGAGUCAUAUAAGACCCAAAUAAUCAAUGUCCUUCAGGAUAUUAUGGAGAUCAUUACGGAGGAUGUUAUGGUUAAUGGGCAUAAAAUAAUGGAAAGAGCUCAUGCAAGGAGAGAGGAUAACGACAGCAAAGAACAAAAAUUUGAAAAGAUAAAACUUGACCUAAUGCUGGAUAGAUCCUGGAUGGAGAAGGUUGUUAGACUUCAUUUGCUGUUGACUGUUAAGGAAUCUGCAAUAGAUGUGCCUAUGAAUUUGGAAGCACGCCGCCGCAUCACUUUCUUUACUAAUUCCUUAUUUAUGAAAAUGCCAAAUGCUCCAAAAGUCCGAAAUAUGCUGUCUUUCAGUGUCUUGACGCCAUACUACAAAGAAGAUGUCCUCUAUUCUGAGGAGGAACUUGAGAAAGAGAACGAGGAUGGAAUAUCGAUUUUGUUUUACCUACAGAAAAUAUAUCCUGAUGAAUGGAGCAAUUUCCGGGAACGUCUUAAAGAUCUGAAGACUCGUGAUGCUGCAAUAGACGUGAUGGAGUUAACUCGUCAGUGGGUAUCUUACAGAGGUCAGACACUUUCUAGGACAGUGAGAGGGAUGAUGUAUUAUAGGCAGGCACUUGUGCUUCAAAGUUUCCUGGAUAUGGCAGGGGACCAUGAAAUUUUUGGUGGUUACAGGGCAGUGGAUUUAAACAAUAGGGAGGAAAGAGCUCUUGCUGCUAAUUCACAAGCUGUUGUAAAUAUGAAGUUCACCUAUGUUGUUUCCUGUCAGAUCUAUGGCCAACAGAAAAAAUCCAGUGAUCCUCGUGACCGCAGUUGUUACCAGAACAUUUUAAAUCUCAUGUUACAGUAUCCAUCUCUGCGUGUUGCUUACAUAGAUGAGAGAGAGGAGACUGUUAAUGGGAAUCUAGAAAAGGUUUAUUACUCUGUUCUCCUCAAGGGAGGGGAUAAAUUUGAUGAGGAAAUUUACCGCAUCAAGCUCCCUGGUCUUCCAACGGUUAUUGGUGAAGGAAAGCCUGAAAAUCAAAAUCAUGCCAUAAUUUUCACCCGUGGGGAAGCUCUCCAGACCAUAGACAUGAAUCAGGAUAAUUACCUUGAGGAGGCUUUCAAAAUGAGAAAUGUUUUGGAGGAGUUUAUGCAAGAUCGUCGUGGGAAACUGUUUCAUCACUUGCUUGGUUCAUGUCCAAUCAGGAGACUAGUUUUGUUACUAUUGGGCAGAGAACCUUGGCAAACCCUCUCAGGUAAACAUAUCAUUCUUUAUGCACGAGUAGGGAAGAAAAUAAAUAUGAAAAAAUGGGAAAGGAACAUUCCUGUAACAUUAUGUUUGUUUCCCAGUCCCUGUUUUGAAAUAUGAACUGAUUUAUAUGAG